Molecule: messenger RNA, 1571 nt
Organism: Haliotis rubra (blacklip abalone)
Lineage: Eukaryota; Metazoa; Mollusca; Gastropoda; Lepetellida; Haliotidae
Product: protein YIPF3-like
Exons: 12
Coding region: 14-1153 (379 amino acids)
Cellular component (GO): Golgi apparatus
Source: RefSeq, a predicted model, not a curated record
CAAAACUGUCAACAUGGCUGACUCGUCUCCGUGGCAAGCUGAUCAACAAUCAAACAUGCACCAAGGUUCUGCAGUACUGGAGAUGGAAGGAGAUGGAGAUGACUUUCGUAAGAUGAAAGAAGGGUCACAGCAAGAGGGAAACAAAGAUGGCAAGUUCAUGGAUGAUGUUCGGCAGCGUGUUAGUCAAAAUGUCACACAAAUGAUGUGGACUGCAGGGAAACAGAGUGCUCAGAAAGCCUGGAGUAUCUAUGGCAACAUCGACAUUCUGCGGCCUUAUUUUGAUGUCGAGCCUAAAGAGGUUCAGAGGCGGUUGCUGUUUUCCAUGAUACCGCAGAAACCGACCAGUCAGAGACAGCGGAUACAGAAGGAGUUGUAUGGGCCACUGAUGGUGAUCUUCACGAUGAUUGCCUUGCUGCUGUACCAGAUGAAAGUCUCAUCACAUUCUGUGGAGGAAGGAACUCUGAUGGGAACGGCGUUCUUGGUGUGUUUCUCAUACUGGUUCGGGACAUCGUCGUUCAUAUGGUUCCUCAGUUACGUCUGCAACGUCAGGAUAGCGAUGGUGCAGGUGCUGUCCAUGGUGGGCUAUGGACUGUUUGGCCACUGCGUUGUUCUGUUCCUGGGAACUGUCAUACACACAGGUCAUGAUCACAUGUUCUUCUAUCUUCUGUGGGCAGUUAUUGGAGGACUUUCUGCCCUAAAAAUGGCAUGUAUAAUAAUGUCGCGAGCGAGUGGGAAGACAGAGCGGCUGAUCGUGAUCGUGGUUCUAGCAGCAUUACAUCUUCUGUUCCUCCUGUAUUUACACUUCGCCUACCACUCAGUGGUAGAAGAGUUAUCCAGCAUGUUUAAUGAUCAUCGACAUGAGCCAAUUCAGCCCGUGGUGGCACAGAGGAUAGCAGAACAGGGACUGGACAGGAAGGUUGGGAAUGCAGCAGGAAACGUAAUGGAGAAAGUCACACAGAAGAUUGCCGCAGCCUUUCAGCAGCGAGGUCAGUUAGUGGCGGAUUCUGUGGGCAAAUCUGUCAACUCCUCCUCAGUCAAGAGAGUGUUGAGGGAAACUCUGAAAGGUGUUCAGCCAGGCAGGAUUGUCCCCCUUGUCUCCAAGGCUUUAAAUGGAAGUCAUGUGAUCGCUGGGAACGCUUCAAGGAUCAUGUGAUUGCUGAUGAUAGAUCAUUGGUGCAGUUUAGUGAAGACAAGCUACCACAGCAGACUGCACUCACAGGAAGUCGUCUGCCAGGGAUAAAGGGAGGUAAGCCAUGCUCCUGGCUUCAGCUAUUGUGAAGACACUUUUGAAAACUGUACAAAUGUUCUGCAAGUGAGAAGAUGAGAUUCUAUCUAUGCCUGACUUUACCUGGAAACAGAAACCUGCAAUGUGGCACCGUGGAUCUGAACCAGAUGGAAAUACUUGUCAAGUGGAUCCCCAACGUGCACCUCCCCACUGAAUAUGCUUAAUUAAACAUUAUUAAUGUGAUACCACCCUCCCAACACCCUUGCCGCUUAUGGAUCCGUUCCUGUGUUUGAGUUUCCAACAACUCAUCCAAGGGGAAGUGAAAUUAUAAGAUGAUUUACAAUGA